Molecule: messenger RNA, 1656 nt
Organism: Ricinus communis (castor bean)
Lineage: Eukaryota; Viridiplantae; Streptophyta; Magnoliopsida; Malpighiales; Euphorbiaceae
Product: clp protease adapter protein ClpF, chloroplastic
Exons: 9
Coding region: 422-1432 (336 amino acids)
Molecular function (GO): DNA binding; protein binding
Source: RefSeq, a predicted model, not a curated record
GCUAAUUUAACGGUUGGUUCUGCGUUUCUUUAAUCAAGUUUUUGUGUUUGUUUCUCUCUCCUUUACUUUUUAACUCUAUGAUUUGAGAGUUUGCGAGUUCAGUUCUUUUGCACUAGCAGAAAUUAAAUUUACUGAGAAAAAAAGAGAUCCUCCAAAGACAUGGAAUUUUAAGUUCUCUUUUUUUAAUUCUGAAGGAUAGAGAAAUCUACUGAGGUUUAAAUUUGAUGGAGAUGCAUUCAAAUAUUCCAAAAGUGCUAUGAUGAUUUUGUCUCUCUGUCUGUGUUUAUGUUUAAUUUCCCCCAACUUUGAAGUACCUGAAUUAUAGUGUGUAAUUAAAGCUGAUUAAUUUAUUGUUGGAAAUAUAUGCAGAAAGGGAAUGAGUAGCUAAAUUUAAUAAGAAAAAGUUCAUAGCUUGGUAGAAAUGGUGCAGAAUCUGUCAUUAAAUGCUCUAACAGUAUCUAGAAAUUGUGGGAUUUGUGUAUCCUUACCAUCAUGGAGGGGAAGGCAUUUCAAGUUAGUAAGGAGAACUCAUAAUGCCUUUGGGAUUGAUAGGCAUCAGCUUGUUCAAAGUUUAUACUUUAUGGGUAAUCCUAACUUAUCAAGACACAGAAAUUUAAGGGUUGAGGCUGGAUGGCUGUUUAAUAGAGGUGGUAACCAGGAGUCGGAAGCAAGCUGCGAGCGCAGUGAAAGCGCUAAUGAGGAUAUCUUGAUAUUUUUUUUCCAGCUAGACUUAGCUACCCGAGUUCAGUAUGCCCUGAAUACGGAGCAGUAUGACAUUGCUCAACAAUUAAGGAACAAGCUUACUGAGGUUGAAGCAGAGGUUAUUCGACAACAGGAAGCAAAAAGGGGAUCUUCCUCAAAGAGUGAAGCUCAAGAUAAAGCAUUAAGCAUCAUACGACUACGUGCGGACCUGCAGAAUGCAAUUGAGAAUGAGAAUUAUGCUAUGGCAGCUCAACUACGGGAUCAAAUUUCCAAACUGGAGGCAGAAUCUUUAGCUGCAUCAGUAAAUGCUUUGGCAUAUGAAAAUGCACAGUAUGCAUUUCGUUUAGGACAAAAAGUGACUCACAAGACUUUUGGCUAUCAAGCUGUGGUUUGUGGAAUGGAUCCAGUUUGCUGCGAGUCAAGUUCAUGGAUGGAAACUGCCCAGGUUGAAAAGUUGUCUCGGGGUUCUAAUCAGCCAUUUUAUCAGGUUUUGGUUGAUGUACAUGCAGAUCCCAAUCUAUUGGUGGCUUAUGUUGCUGAGGAAAAUUUGGUGGCUCCAGAGCAACCAGAUUUGGGCAGGUUCGAUCAUCCUUAUGUAUCCUUUUUAUUCUAUGGGACGGAUACAGCAGGAGACUUUAUCCCAAUUAAGCAGCUGCGUGAAAAGUACAAUAGGCCUCGGCAUGAAGUGCCAUUUGAUCCACCAGAUGAGGACAGUGGAGGAGAUGCUUAACUAAGCUUUUUAAGCAUUUGGAAGCCUUAAACAAGUUUCUUGGAAAUUUGACUCAUAGUUGUCCGGGCAAUGUGACAGAAUACCUUGUAUAUGAUGUUAAUCAGUAAAGAAUUCUCUUUUUUGUCCUCUGCCCUCUUUUCUAUUUUUAAAUUUUGGUUCUUGUUUAAGAAAUUGAGUAACAACUUGGAGAAAUCAAUUCAAGGAUUCUUUCUGUUUCUUGUCCA